GCUCACGGCCCGGAAGGGGCGGAGACUGGAGCCCGCGUGCGCAAUGGGUCGGGCCGCGGGCGAUGCUGCUGCGGAGCGUAGCCGCGGGCGGCCGGGCGGCGGCCUCAGCUUCCCUGUGCUCGGCCCGCUCCCUGUCUGCGAGGAGGGCUGUUUUGCUUCUGGGCCGAGCCCCGGCAUUGGGCCAGCGGGUUCUGGCUCGUCCACCCGUCCGGCCAUAUCUAGGAGCGCCUGCUGCAUGCGCGCCCUUUGGGGAGGCCGCAGUGAACCGGGAGCUCGUGCUCCCCCGGAGCUGGAGACGGGAGUUCGGGCUGAGAGGGGGCCAGGCCGACUCGCCAGCUGGGAGUGGUGCCGCGGGCUUCCUGGAGGCGGCAGCCCUCUGCACAGGUACCGUGCCUGGAUCCUGGUCUGGGAAGGCCGCAGAGGGUUGGGGAAGGACCAUGGGGAGGAGGGCUCCCAAGCAGGUGCCGACGGCACCAGGCAUCCGAAGUCCUCCCUGCCUGGCGGGAGCACCUGUGAGACCCCGUACCCCCCGCCACCUGAGCUGCAGCCCCCCACAAACUGCUGCAUGAGCGGCUGCCCCAACUGCGUGUGGGUGGACUACGCCGACGCACUGCUGCAGCACUACCAGGACGGCGGGGAGCGGGCCCUGGCCGCCCUGCAGGAGCACGUGACCGACGAGAACCUCAAGGCCUUCCUCAGGAUGGAGAUCCAGCUCCGCAUGAGGAGCAGAGGCUGAGCGGGCCCGGCCCACAUGCUCACCCGCGGGGAGCCCGGAGCUCCUGCCCAGCAGCACACGACCCUCUGUCCCGGGCGCUUCAUGAGGCUUGGUCGGGUGGGAAUCGACUUCACCUGAAAAUAAACAAACUCUCUGCUGCGGA
This is a messenger RNA of Eptesicus fuscus (big brown bat), 878 nucleotides long. RefSeq names its product oxidoreductase like domain containing 1 (gene OXLD1). The transcript is spliced from 3 exons. NCBI's taxonomy places the organism in Eukaryota, Metazoa, Chordata, Mammalia, Chiroptera, Vespertilionidae. Gene Ontology annotation, cellular component: mitochondrion. The record is from RefSeq and is a predicted model, not a curated record. The coding region runs from base 44 to 736 and encodes 230 amino acids.